CGCCGCAGCUUUCGUACGGAGCGCACGCCGACGUCACUCGCGGUUCACGGCCGCCUCGCGAUACGCACGAGUGUUGAAACUUGAAAUUCAGUAAAAAAUAUCCUAGUGCUAUUAUUAUUGACGUGCAGCAACAGCGACGAUGCGGAACUUCGUACGAUCACUAGUGCUACUGCUUUCUGUGGCAGCUACCUUCGCCGCGCCGUCACCAGCUUCCAGCGUCAGCUCAGACAACAAUGUGGACAAGACGGAGCCCUCAACACAUGAGCUGCUCAGUUCACUCGGCUUGAAAAAGCUGAGGAUACCUGCAGCUCACCACAGGAAACGGCUCGCUGAACAAGGAAGAAGGCACGCUACUGGCGACUCAAGGAUGUACGUCAUCAAACUGCCUCCGAACACGAGCUACUACAGCCACGCGGAGCCAGCGCCAGCCGCCGCAAGGACCCUGCCACUACAAAUGACCAGUAAUGGCAAACCUGCUCGCGUCUAUCAUUGGAACAUUCCAGUGCUACAGAAGUUCGCGAAAAACCGACCACAGGCGAGGUUUGACGAUGAUAUAGUGGACGUCGAGAGCACGCCAACAUGGCCCAAAGCUAUUAGUCAUCCGAACUCGCUUGACGCCUUAGCGUAUUAUGUGCCAGCAAAGAAAACCUCUUUCAGAAAAUAUUUCUCCGGCAAUGGCAAACCUAAAUCCUUCUACAUAAUCGAGAAGAAUAAGAAAUCUGCCGAGUAUCAUAAAUUACUGCCUUAAUCGGAUUACCUGUACGUCGCCGGUAGAUAUAAAAGUGAAUACAUGCCUAUACAAUCAAUUGAGUAAGUCUCAGAGUCCAUCGCCGACCAAAAUAUCGGAUCAAAAACUUAUUUAUUUUAUCCUUCUUCAAAUUAUCUGUCAUUAUUGACGAUGUAAUCAAAAUUUUAAUCAUAUGUAAUUAUUUGAAUUAAUUGAUUUGUUCGAGUAUGGAAGGAUUUAAAUUAUUUUUAACUUAUAGUUUUUAAGAUAAAAUAGAGCUAAGCUCUGCAGUCUUACUUUCGAUGCUGAUUCGAUUUGCGUCUAAAUUAGGUUCAUCAAUACCCUUUGAAGCUAUCGUUUCAGCAUUGACAAUACUUUCCAUAUUGAGUCAUUCCGCUAAGAAGACAACUAGUUCAAACAUAUUGUAUACAUCUUAGUCACUCGACAUAGUUGGUUGAGGUGCUCAAUCAUCGAAUGUGCACUAUGUGACGUUACAUUUAGACGACACUGCAUUGUAUUGGUUUCACAAAACGUGCGAUUAUUGAGUGUCUGGAAACUGAAAACAUACUGAUGAAUUUUCUGGACGCAGAGUCAAUUGUAAAUCCAUCUGAGGCCGCUACCAUGGGUACUUACCUGUAUUUCAAGUAACUCGAUUAUCAUUAACACCCACAAUUAUUGCAUAAUGACUGUGAGAACCACA
Molecule: messenger RNA, 1427 nt
Organism: Spodoptera litura
Lineage: Eukaryota; Metazoa; Arthropoda; Insecta; Lepidoptera; Noctuidae
Source: RefSeq, a predicted model, not a curated record